CUUCACAAAAUAAUUACAAUAAAAAAUCCAAGAAAUAUCCAUUGCCCAAGAAUUCAUCACUGCGUAUUAACUUCUUACGCAAACGAUUGUUUUAUUGUGCUGAUACCACAGAUAUGAUAUUGAUGGACUGGUGUAACCAAGUGUAGUAUUGAUAUCGAUUUUAAUCUCCAUUGAUCAUAUUGGCAAGGGUUUGAGUCUUGAAUAAUAUGGCACAGUAUUUUAAUUUUGUGACUAAUGCCAGUGGUACGUUAACGCUUGAAGAGGUACAGAGAAUUUGUUCAGCUGAGGGACAAAGCGUACAAUUAGUCGUUGAGGAUAUAAAUAAUGAUGGUAACAGUUGUCAGCAAUUAUUGACUUACACCAGUGCACCACAAGAGCAACCAAUAUUUUCACAGCAUAUUAACUUAGGAAGUCAAAUUUCUACAUCACAAUUGGAGCAAGGACAGAGUGUUUUUAUAAUUAAAACAAAUACAAACGAAUUAGCUACAUCUGAAGGAAUACUAAAGUCUGCAACAGUAAAUGCUAACAAUAUAGGUAGGAAUAUCGUAAGCGUAGAUAAUAAAGAUUGCAACAAUGAUGUGCAACAAAUACGAUGGAUAAAAAUGCAAGAGAAUAGUAUUAAUGUAAAUACAGUAUCGAAAGAAGGUGUGCUCAUAUCAGAGAAAACUCAGACUGCCAAUGUAAAUGAAAAUCAAAAUAAUUCUUCGCAAGCUCUUCUGCAUAGUUUGUGCGAAUUGGACAGUGGACUUCUAAAAAGGAAACCGCUACGAUCAUACCCAAACAGAAAUCGAUGUUCAACUGGAACAUCAUCCAUCUCUGAUAAAACGAAUAUCUCAAACACCAUAGGAAUCCCAAUACAGAAUAUUAAUGUGUCUAGCAUUAAGACAAAUACCCCUUACAACAAGUCAGUCAGUCCUAUUGGACAGAAUGUGACACAAAUUCCUACGCAAGUACAUUCUUCUCUGGGCACGAUUCAUAGCAGACCUCAAGCUCGCACCUUAAUGUCAAAGACUCCUGCGAAGCUGCUGCAGCCUAAGAUGGAACAGACGAGACUAAAGCAGAUGCCGAAUCAGAGACAAGCGCAGAAUGAUCAAAGACUGCAAGGGAAUGCGCAGCGACUAGCACAGGGUUCAUUAAACAGUUCACAGCGGCAACAAACUCCACAGAGACAAGUGUUACCCUCAUCCCCAUUACAAUUUCAGAAAACAGUCUCCCCACAGAAGUCUCAAUACGAACAAUCAUCCUCACUAUCAACGUCUCAGAACAUGCACAGCACCAUGGAAGUUGACUCUCUAGAGACUUCAUCACUUCAAGAUACAAGUUUCUCGUCACAGACUGAUUCAGAAAACAGUUCAUCGGAAAGUAUCGCUUUUCUUCAAAAAGUUAUUCGCAAUCCAAUGGACACAAUAGUUCAACAUCAAAUUAAAGGAAAUACCGCGAAAAUGCUGGUUAUGUUUUCUAAUGGCGAGCAGAGAUUAAUUACGUUUGAUAUACCAAACGAGGAUUGCACCGUUCAGGAUUUAUUAGAACAGGCAAAUAUUACAUUCUGUGGAACGACAAAUGUUUCUUUGGUUUCUGAUCCAACAUUGGGUAUCAAUUAUAUUGUCGAAGCUGGAUCUAACACAUCACAUGAUGUACCCGAGCAUGACAGUUCACAGGAAAAUUUAAAUAAUUUAGACUCCCCGAGGUCACCCGAUGAGAAUAGUAAUCCUGUCCAACAAAACGAAGAGGCUAUAUUCGUCGAAGGAAUGUUAGCAGUCUGUUCCCACUGCGGUAUCAGUUCUCUUGAUUUCAAUCGGUGCCAGAGAUGCAAAAGAAAAUUAUCGAAGGAAGUAAAAUCCAUUCCGAUGACCAUGGGUGUACAAGAAAAAAAAGAAACAAUGAUUUCUGUUGACAGUUUUUAUAAGAAAAACAAUGAGCGGAACUCAUCUGCAAAGUUAGAGAAAUUAGAAAGGGAUGGUGCUGUUUAUAAGCGAGGAAGGGGAAGAGGGAAAGGUGUAACGAGAACCAGGCCUAUUCACAAAGAACCAGAAUGUUUAACAAUAUCGUCUGACGAAGAGGAGGAAGGUAAAAUGAAGAAAUUGGAGAGCUCUAAUAACAGUACAUGUUCGCAUGAUACAAGUAAUAAUUUUAGCGAAGAUCUGGACACGAUUCUGGAAAAGGAACCAGUAAUUACAAACAAUUCUAUUUCUAGCACAAGUUCUGAUUACGCCAUGGAGACUGAAAACAUAGUUAGAGAUAAUUGUUCUCAAGCUCUGCACACUAGUAUAGUGUGUCGAACAGUACGGAUAGGUUCUUACAAAUAUAUUCCUCGAGAGAAAGUAGUAAUCUCACAGAACGGAGUAAGAUUUGGUGUACCUUUAUUAGAAGAUGAUCAAAGCUUUGUAACAUUAGAAAUUAAAUUACAAAACAUAGUGAGAGUAUUAGUUCAUUUCGGGAAGUCGAUGCCAGUGCUUUUCUUUUACACAUCCAUUAACAGUGGAGCAAUGAUCCGUGAGUUGUUAGGGAUGCAGGAUCCGAAGGGACCGUACUACGAUCCGGCUGGAAAAGACCUCACGCAUAAAAGAAUAACUCUACUGCCAGAAAAAUGGUCUGAGGAAUCUAAAAUGGCAUUAAAGGAUUUGUUUUCGUACAGAAACCUGUUGGUUGAGUUGAACGCGAAAGAGGCGAAUGAUAUCCUUGUACGAGCCUCACCAAAAGACAUUCUGAAUUCAUCGAAGAAAGGAGAGCAGACAGGGACAGCUAAUUCGAAUGCCAAUGGAGGAAUACAAACGAUAACUGUAUAUCCCCCACCACCAGCGAAAGGUGGCAUAGCAAUUAACACUGAAGACUAUCUAUGCCUUGGAGAGGAUCAAUUUUUAAACGAUGUAAUCAUAGACUUCUAUUUGAAAUACUUAACAUUGGAAGUCUUGUCGGAGCCUGACCAACACAGAACCCAUGUAUUUAGUUCAUAUUUUUAUAAACGAUUAACAAGUCCCCACACUCAGGCGGUAGAAAGCAACGUACCUCUGUCUCCAGCUGCCAAGAGGCAUGCGAGGGUGCAAAAGUGGACAAAGAAUGUCAAUAUAUUUGAGAAGGAUUUUAUCAUAAUUCCUAUCAACGAACACGCUCACUGGUUUCUGGCCAUUAUUUGUUUCCCCGGAUUAGUGGGUGAAGUUCCUCCACAGAUUGUACGGAGCCAGGAGAAUGAUGUUCGCAAGACUGUACAUAAAAGUAAAAGGCUAAAGGAGGUUAAGCUCCAGACUGUUACGAUUGGUAGUACUACUCUUACACCAGUGACUACUACUAUUACUAUAGAUCAACCCGACGAUGGUUCGGAGAGAGAUGAAGCCGAAGGCGAUGACGAAGAGAUGGAGAUGGAUAGCGAAGAUGAUGAUGAAUCUGAAUCUACGGAGAACAAAAACGUACCAAAAGUGGAAGAGUAUGUGCCACUGGAAACUACGGUUAAAGUACCAUGCAUAUUGAUAUUUGAUUCCCUUGCGGGAGCAAGUAGAUCGCGUGUAGUAGCUACAUUAAGAGAUUAUUUGAGUUGCGAGUACGUUGCUAAAAUGGGAAGCGAAAAAGUAUUUUCAAAGGAUACUAUUAAAGGAGCCUCGUUGAAAGUUCCUCAGCAAUCAAAUUUUACUGAUUGCGGAUUGUACGUGUUGCAGUAUGUCGAGAGUUUCUUUCAAAAUCCCAUUAAAGAUUACACAUUGCCAAUAAAAACCCUGAAGAACUGGUUCGAAGAGAUAGUAGUGACGAGAAAACGUGAAGAAUUAUCGAAACUAUUAAUUAAGUUAAUGAAUUCAACCAAAGGAGAUAAAACUAUUAAUAUACCAGUGGUUAACUUUCCUACGCAAGACGGUAAAUUGAAAGCAAAGCCUGAAAAUCAAGUGGAUGCGAAAUCACUGAAAUCAGACACAGACGAUAAGAAAAAGCCUACGUUAGAGGGGGAGAAUCGUGUUAGUAAUAAUCUGCCAAAUCAAACGGAGAAUACCGAAGCAACAACUGAUAUAAUGAAUAAAACUAUGUACCAGAUCAUUCCUUAUCCUCCAUGUACAAGUUCCAGUUCGAUUGAAAACAAUUCACCGGAGAUGUUUAAUCAGUCUAAAACUCCUCAUCAGAGAUCGCCAAGUGAAACGAUGUCUUAUUUAAAAUCGAAACGAAUUCCCAGGUUAAUGUUAAGAACAGAGAAUCAAGAUGACCCCCAAGCGGCGAAAAAGCACAAAGGAGAGUCCUUUGAUUCUUGUAAAUAAAUGUUACUUUCUUUUUAUAAUGAUAAAGUUAGCCCACAUUCAUAAACAGACAUGGAAUCAUUUACCUAUGUAAUAAAUGUAGUUAACACUUCAUAAAACAAAUAAAAACAUUCAAUCAUAACUGUA
This is a messenger RNA of Osmia bicornis bicornis, 4361 nucleotides long. RefSeq lists its product as uncharacterized. The transcript has 19 exons. Gene Ontology annotation, molecular function: SUMO-specific endopeptidase activity. Gene Ontology annotation, cellular component: nucleus; cytoplasm. The record is from RefSeq and is a predicted model, not a curated record. Gene Ontology annotation, biological process: protein desumoylation. Bases 207 to 4235 code for a protein of 1342 amino acids. Lineage: Eukaryota; Metazoa; Arthropoda; Insecta; Hymenoptera; Megachilidae.